Molecule: messenger RNA, 1895 nt
Organism: Labrus bergylta (ballan wrasse)
Lineage: Eukaryota; Metazoa; Chordata; Actinopteri; Labriformes; Labridae
Gene: wdr41
Product: WD repeat domain 41
Biological process (GO): regulation of autophagy
Cellular component (GO): lysosomal membrane
Molecular function (GO): protein binding
Source: RefSeq, a predicted model, not a curated record
ACACAUAAAGCUUUUUGCACCUGCUCUCCUUUGUGGAAACAUGCUACACACCGGCAUGCUACAGUGGCUCUGCAUAAGUGGCCAGAUUGGGAUUUAUAACAGAACUAAGCGUGUGUGUGUGUGUGUGUGUGUGUGCUUGUGCUUGUUCACGCCUGGUCUCCUCCAGUAAUAACCCCCCUCCUCUGGGGUCUCGUCCUCUCCGCACACAGGUCCACAGUCGGGGGGCAAAGGCCAGAAAAUUCUCUCCAGAUUGCUUUUGAAGUCUGAAAAAAAUGUAUCCUCGACAGUUCCCCUCUUCUCAUUUUAUCUCUCUCUCUCUUUUUUUUUUAUCCGCUCAUCCUGUCUGUUGAUUUUGCGAGCGGGUAGUGUGGACGCCUGGGAGUCAAAGGCCAAGUGGAGGUGUAAAAACCAGCAGAACAGAUGUUUUUUUUUGAAGGUUUCUCAGGUGGAGAUGGAGCCACGGGAAGUUAUUUCUCGCACAGAUAGAGAUUAACCGGGUGUGCCUCGGCAGGGGACGACGGCCUCGUUCUGGUGUGGAAUGUCGAGACCGGAGAGCGGCUGCAGGAGCUGAGAGGCCAUUCCCAGCAAAUCACCGCCAUGACCACCUUCACCUGCAAUAACGGAGCCCUGCCGCACACGUCGCUCAUCACGGCCUCCUCGGACAAGAGUCUCAGCCUGUGGGAUCCUGACACUGGGAACAGGGUUCAGACCAUUUCAGACCUCCAGUCCUCUGUGAAGUGUCUGCUGGUGCUGGAGCGGCUGUGUGUGUGGGUCUCUGGUGGCGAGGAGCUGUGUGUGUGGAGCAAAGACUUCCAGCUGCAGUGUCAGAGACAGAAUCACAGCGACACAGGAGUAACUGCUUUGAUUGAGCUGCCGAAGAACUGCAUCGCAGCGGCUAUGGAUAAAGUGAUCGUGAUCUACAGGCUGACAGUCUCGACUGAUUCCUCUCUGUCCAUGUCUGAGAUCCGCUGCCUGUCCGACCACCAGGACCAGGUCCGAGCUCUGAUCAACAUCAACGACGGCCUCUUUGCCAGCGGCUCUCACGCAGGCGAGUUGAUCUUAUGGGACGCGGUCGAUUGGAACAUCCUGGCCUACGAGCACAUCCUGUGGGAGGAGUCACAGACCCCCUCCCCUCAAACUGAAAUACGCAUAGGCGCUCCUAAACCCAGUGAGAUGUCCAUUCAGCACCUGACCACCAACGGGAAGCUCAUCCUCGCAGCAGUGGGCAGCGGCCUGUAUGUGUACAGCGUUCAGACAAAGACAGUGGUGGCCUACAGGAAGGUGGCACAUGACUCGAAUGUUUUACACACCAUGCUGUUGUCUGACAGCGAGCUCAUGUCGUGCUCUGAAGACGGCAGUGUGAGGAUGUGGGAGAUCCAAGACCUCCCUUUACCUGCAGAACCAACCUCUCCAGGCUUCUUUGGGAUGUGGACUUUCGGCCGAUCGAACAAACAGAGCGGCCCUCCUUCAAAGAAACCCGCAGACGUCCCUCACGUCCGGACACUGGAGCUGACGGGGGAUCUGAUCGGACACUCGGGGGCGGUGCAGAUGUUUGUGAGCUUCAAGGAGAACGGAUUGGUCACCUGUUCGACGGACCACCUGCUGAUUCUGUGGAAGAACGGAGAGAGGCAGUCCCACCUGCGCAGCCUGGCGCUUUUUCAAAAACUGGAGGAGAACGGAGGACUCUGACUUGACGUUUGAAUCGUCUAAUUUGUAAAAAUUUGCUGCCUUAAGAACAAAGGAGAGAUGUAAAGUUGUGGUGUUGAUGUUGUUGAAAAAACGAUUUGAAUUGACUGUAAUGAUCGUCGUCUGCACGCCAUGAUAAUGUGAUGGUUGUUGUUUUGCCUUAUGACUGAAAAAAGUUAAACUCCAGUAAAUACCUCAUCUCAGAAACA